This is a messenger RNA of Aegilops tauschii subsp. strangulata, 1618 nucleotides long. The record is from RefSeq and is a predicted model, not a curated record. NCBI's taxonomy places the organism in Eukaryota, Viridiplantae, Streptophyta, Magnoliopsida, Poales, Poaceae.
CGAAAAUCAAUUUAUAUCAACAGCAUGCUCAGGCACAACAAGACAUCAGUACACUAGAGCAAUCUGUCUCAUCACCACCUCCGCAGGCAAAAUGCGACAUCCCACCACCGGAACAAUCUGUCUCAUCACCACGUCGCCGAGUAAGUAUGUUUUACAAAUGGUAUGCACAUCCUACGUAUGAACACUUCAAUAUUGUGCAAAAACUGAUGUCAACGAGCCGUAUGUAGGUAGUUGUAAUGCAAUUUAUUGUUCAUGUGGACGAAGAACUUUCUCAUGUUCCUCAAGCAUACCACAACAAGAAACCUGGUAUGACGACAGUAGUUGAACCUGGCAAGGUGGACUGGCAGAUAAUGGUGAAAAAUUUGCGUUACCAUGGGUACAAAGGGGAAGCAGAUUUGUACUACAUCAAGCCUGGGUGCGUACCACCUGAAGGAAUGGUACAGAUGUCAGGCCAGCAUGACGUCGAUGAAAUGUUGCACGCUUUAGAAGGGAUAAAGAAAUGUCAUUUGUACAUUGUGAAGAAUUGUGCAUUCUUAGAUAAUAGCGAUGAUGACAUGUCUGAACAGGACAUGUCCGAAGAAGACAUAUAUGCAUGUGGGUACAUGGAUAUCGGCGAGAGGGACUUGGGCGAAUAUGGGUCAUCGCCCAAAAGGAAGAAACUUGCAGAUAACAAUCCGAAGAAGGCAUUGGAUUUCGGCAGCAGUGACGAGCCUCUUCAGUAGGCUUUUGGUUUUUCUACAAUUUCAAGCUUUAUAGCUGAACUAUUGUCCCAAGUAGUUUUUUCAUUAUUUUCGAACCAACAAUCACUUCAUUGAAGUGACAAUUGUGAGACUAUGUUUACAAUAAUAGGCUUUCAACUUUGAGUUGUUGCUCAAUUUUUAGAUGAAAGGUUCCUUUGCUGCCCGCACACUUAAUUGUGGCUUUUACUAUUUUUGUAUUGCAUGUGCUGCACUAGUCCAAACCACUUUUAUGUUCAUAACGUCAAUUAAACGAGGGACUCCACUUGAAAUCAGUGGCGGAGCUUCAAAGAAAUCUUAGGAGGGGUGAAGCUACAUUUUCUAUGGUUCGAGGGACUCCAAGUAUGAUCUACAUCGACUCAUCUUCUUCCGCUGCAACUCGGAGUCGGUAACGAUCGCACUCAAACCGUUGAUGCAUCUUCAUGUUAUUCCUGGGCGGCACAACAGUCAAGCACAAGGGGGAGUGCGGCGCGGAUCACGGAGGAAGAUGGACAUCAAAGACAUCAAUACACGUGAUGAUCCAGUUAUCUCUACUAUUAAAAUCUACUGUUAAAGGCGAAUGUGUGCGUCAUUGUAUAUAUCUAGAUCCGAAAACGUGCAUAAUCAUAUGCCUGCCAACAUCACAUGUAAAAUGUAUAAUCUUAAACCUAUAUAAGCGAUGGCAUGCUCCAGCAAAUUGUAUUAUACAACAUCCUGAAAGCACAGUAUAGAAAAUCUGAUAGAAUAUGCCUCGACCCGUCCACAAAAACACAAAGUCGGCACUGUUCCCCACCUGCAGCCGAGCAAUCUGACAUCCUCAACACAGCAAACAUCUCACUUGCUAAACUAUCUGGACUGCAGAUCACUAAUUACAUAACAUUCUCACUAAUCCACAAUGAGAU